Molecule: messenger RNA, 423 nt
Organism: Bursaphelenchus okinawaensis
Lineage: Eukaryota; Metazoa; Nematoda; Chromadorea; Rhabditida; Aphelenchoididae
Source: the annotation of a GenBank genome assembly
AUGACGAUCUACAAUCUAUACCUAUUUAACAAAUCUGGACAAUGUAUUGUCUACAAGGAGUGGAAGCGAGAGAAGAGCUCGGAUAUGUCAAAAGAGGAGGAGUUUAAGUUGGUUUACGGAAUGUUAUUGUCUCUUCGCUCGUUCUCGACCAAACUCUCGACUAAAGGUGGCCAACAGAUGGUGGAAUCCUUCAAGACAUCAGCCUACAAAAUGCAUUAUUUGGAGACGGCGACAGCAAUCAAAAUGGUCCUGAAUACUGACCCAGAUGCCGAAGGUAUACAUCAGUUGCUUCAGAAGAUUUACGAAGUAUACGUGGCGACUGUGGUGAGGAACCCGGUGGUUAACACGGACGAAGAGAUUGUUUCAGAGCUGUUUCAUACGAGGUUAGAUGAAGUUGUGAAAGGUCAUCAUUGUUACACGUGA